GAAGCAAACAGCUGUAGGAGAGCAGCCCGUAGCCAAAGGCUGCCAGUGCGUCCCGGAGACCAAAUGUCGGAGGGAUUCUGGCAGGAAGAACUGAGCCAGAAUUAGGGGAUCUAAAGGUGGAGAAAUAAAAGACCCAGAGAACACUGUUCAUUAGCAAAACAAUCCUCACCUUCUCUGACUGAAGACUGAAACUUUCACUUACUCAUCUGGUCCAAAGGAGAUAUUUCUCUAAGGCAAAGACAUCACAUAACAUAGCAUUAUCACAUAAUACUGACAUUCAUGGAAGCCAAUAACAGCAACUCCCAGCAGAGUUCCACAGUUUCCUCUUCCCCUGAGAUGAUAUGUCCUCCUUUGAUUCAAGCUGUUAAGGAAGGUGACUUUGAGUUGGUCAAACAACUGCUGGAAAAAGGAGCUGAUGUUAACAUCAAGAUGGAAGGUGGCUGGACUCCACUGCAUAAUGCUGCGAAAGAAGGUAACAAGGAUAUUGUCGAGCUUUUACUAGAGAAAGGUGCUGAUCUUCAUAUCAGGAAGGAGAAUGGCGCCACUCCCUUCAUUGUAGCUGCGAUUGUGGGAGAUGUGGAGCUCCUGGAACUUUUUCUUUCUAAGGGAGCAAACAUCAAUGAAUAUGAUAACCAUGGCUUCACAGCAUUCAUGGAAGCUGCCUAUUAUGGUCACCAGAGUGCCUUAGAAUUUCUUUAUGAAAAGGGAGUAGAAGUGAAUUUGGGAAGACAAACUAGUGAGGAACAAAAGAAACUGCGCAAAGGAGGGUGCACAGCCCUCAUGGAUGCAGCCAGGAAAGGCCAUAUCGAUGUAGUGAAAAUCCUUCUUGAAAAGAUGGAGGCAGAUGUGAAUGCCCGUGACAAUAUGGGCAGAAAUGCUUUAAUCCAUACUUUUCGGGACCCUAAGAACAAGAAUGUGAAGGAGAUUGUGUGUUUUCUGCUAAAAUCUGGAAUUGAUGUCAAUGUGAAGGGAGAAAAGGGGAAAACACCUUUAAUUUUGGCAGUAGAGAAGGAGGAUGUUGAAUUGGUACAGAUGAUACUGGAAAAGUCUGUAACAGAUAUUAAUGUUAUGGACAGUGAUGAAAACACAGCUAUUCUGAUUGCUGUCAGGAAUGAUCAUUUGGACAUUGUCCGGUUGCUGUGUGAAAAAGGAGCAGAACUAGAUUCUGGAGAGCUUAUUAAUAUAGCUCAAGGGAACCACAAUCAAGAAAUGGUCAAGUUUCUUCGAAAAAAGGGGGCCCGUGAGAAUGUCUCUCACCCUCCUAAGUCUUAUAAGCCAAACAGUCAACAAUGGGGGAAAUCCCUGAUGGACCUCCAUAGGAGAAACCGUCCCAUGAUUGGUAAACUCAAGAUUUUAGUUCAACAAGAGUUCAAGAUUGCAGAAACUUCUGAAGGUGGUGUAUACUUGGGGUUCUAUGAUGGGAAAGAGGUAGCCGUGAAGCGAUUCCAAGAAAGAAGUAGACAAGCUCAGCAAGAACUUGACUGCAUCCAACAUUGCAAGAAUAGCAACUUGGUGUCACUUUAUGGGAGAGAAAGUCAAAACAAUUGUAUAUAUUUGUGUUUUGCUCUUUGUGAGAGGACUCUGGAGGAACAUCUGACUGUUCAAAGAGAAAUGGACUUCCAGACCAUUCUCAAAUCUUUAUUUAAGGCAGUUCAAGAACUUCACAGAAACAACUAUGCCCACCAGGACCUGCAUCCAAGGAAUAUCUUGAUAGAUUAUAAAGGUGAAGUUUAUUUGGCAGAUUUUGAUAAGAGUGAAAAGUUGGAUGAAGAUCAGCAAAAAAUUAAGGAUGACAUGAAGGCUCUGGGAAGGCUGGUUCUGUAUAUGGAACACAUGGGGGAAAAAUCCUUUACAGAAAUUCAAACCCAAAGUGACACUGAGGUCAUAGAGGCUUGUAUAAAUGAGGAAAUUAAAGAUAUUGUGCAAAACCUGCUUAACCCUGGAGAAGAAUUUCAAAACCAGCUAAGUGAGAUGCUCGAUCAUCCUUUCUUUUGGAACAGCAAAAUUCGUUACAAGUUCCUUCAAGAUAUGGGGAAUCUAUCUGACAUUAAAAAAAGAAAAAAAGACAGUGACGUGUUCAUGAAAUUCAACCAACCCAACAGUUCUAAAGAUUGGAGAGAAACGAUCGAUGAGAAUGUCUUCCGCAAAAUGAAUGACUUUUAUAAAAAAAUAAAAAAACCUUACUUAUGCUAUGAGAACACUGUUGGAGACUUGCUGAAAUUCAUCCGGAAUCUAGGUACACACUUUGAAGAGGAAACAAAUGCAGAUAUAAAGAGAACAAUUGGAGAACCUUCCGAGUAUUUUAAGGAGAAGUUUCCUAAUCUGGUGAUUUAUGUUUACAAGAUACUGAGGAACAUGAACUACAGGACGCUUUUCCCCAGUGCUGACAGUUUUUAACCUGGUUUGCUGACAUCACACCAACAUGACUCUAGACUUGAGGUUGUUUUAAGUCAUUUCAUUCAAUUCGUUGGAUAAAUCCCAGUCAAUUCAACAAAUGCUUAUUGAAGAUCUACUAUUUAUGAAGAAUUCUGUUAGGUACUUUGAAGACUAUAAAAAAGAGGAAGACUGGAUCCUUGCUCUUAAGGAGUUGAUAUUUUAGAAGGGAGGAUAAAACAUGUAGAUACAUGAACAUAGAAUAAAAUCACAGGUAAAAAUA
This is a messenger RNA of Antechinus flavipes (yellow-footed antechinus), 2656 nucleotides long. It is a transcript of the gene RNASEL, whose product is annotated as ribonuclease L. Gene Ontology annotation, biological process: defense response to virus; mRNA processing; protein phosphorylation. The coding region runs from base 280 to 2397 and encodes 705 amino acids. Gene Ontology annotation, molecular function: protein binding; RNA nuclease activity; protein kinase activity. NCBI's taxonomy places the organism in Eukaryota, Metazoa, Chordata, Mammalia, Dasyuromorphia, Dasyuridae. The transcript has 7 exons. The record is from RefSeq and is a predicted model, not a curated record.